Messenger RNA from Adineta steineri, 267 nucleotides. NCBI's taxonomy places the organism in Eukaryota, Metazoa, Rotifera, Eurotatoria, Adinetida, Adinetidae. The record is from the annotation of a GenBank genome assembly.
AUGUUAGAUAGUUUUAAAUCAGUUAAACAAAUUUCCAUUCAUGAUACACAAACUUAUAUCGAUCGUAGUGUUUAUUUGCCUAAUGUUAAUGAAUUGACAAUUCAUGAUUGCGGUUCAAUUUCAACAUCUCUUAAUAAAAUUCUUCCUUUAAUACAACUGAACAAAUUAAUUAUUAAUUCAAAAAAAUUUCGUUUUAAAGAUAUUUUAAAUUUAAUUAAUGUUACAUUGAAUUUAAAAACAUUCAAAUGGGUAUUAUCAUUCAAUUGA